CAGCGCUCAGUGUGAAGUCUAAAAUAGCAACAUUACAUAGGGAGUGAAUGUAGUUGCUGAGGAGUGGGCAGGAUCCAUGCUUCACACACUAUCUAAUCUGCAGCCUGCAUGUUGAAACAUCCUGGAUGCUCACAGCACAUAACCACAGAAGCAAAUAUCUGUUUCACUGAAGUCUGACUUGAGUAUCAGGUGCCUGAGAGCUGCCAUAACAGGAGGAUGGAGGCAAAGUCAGACCCAGAGUCCGAGGCCCAGGGCACGUCUCUGGACACAUCGGGGUUCGAGGUAACCGCCGACCGGCUGGAGCAGCUGAUGAAGAGCAUGGAGGUACUGUUGUCGGAUGUGGAGCAGCUGCGGGGACACUGCAGCCACCAGGCCACUGAGCUGAUGCGUGCGGCGGUGGAGCUGAGGCAGCAGCAAGACGAGCUAAAGGAGGGUUACGCUGAGCUGUCCAGAGAGAUGCAGGAGAUCAUGGAUUCAGUGGAUGACCUGUUCAGCACCAAGAGUGCCUUUGAAGCCAAAGAGAAGCAAGCACAGAAACUGAACCGGCAGCUCUGAGGGACAGAAAGUGACUGACGGACUUUGUUUCUCAUCGAGGAGAAAACUGUGAGGGGUGUGGUUUUGGAUUUGGAUGUGUGGGUCUGAAUUUGGACAGGAUGGGUUUGGAGGUGGGGAGAGAUGCUGGGGUUUGCUUUAAUGAGAUUCUAAAUGGCAUUAUAUAACAUUUUUUUGUGCAACCUUGUACUUUUUAGGUCUAUAUCUGACAGCCACGGUCACUGAAAAUAAGUUUGUAUAUUGCAGGAAUCUGUAUCAGUACACUUAGUCCAUUAACUAUAUCACAAUGCAUACAGCCUCAAAAAUAACCAGGAAGUUGAAUCAACACUCUCUGUUGUAGUUUUAAUAAAACGUGAACAUUAUGAACAAAGGUACAAUUUGUUGCAUUGCUUUCAUACUAGAUUGCUAUGUGGUCCUUUGUUAAAUCAAUAACAAGACCAUACAGACCUGCGCUGCAUAUCAACAAAUGAUUUACUAUAAGCCCUUUUACACUGCCUCUUCAAGAUGGGAAUUUCGGGCCAUUAAGCCGCCAAGCUGCCUCGCCGAUCUGUAUAAAAGGUUUAAUCACGGAAUGGAGUGAUAAAGUUGUCUCGCCUUUAAGUCAGCAUUGGAGGUAUUAACAGCGCCGAAACGACAUCUGUAUAAAAGGGAUGGCCAGCAGGACAGUAUCAUGGGUGGCAUGGAUGUGAUGUAUUGCAACGUCUAAUGUGUACCAGGAGAUUUAAAAAAUAGCUGAUAGCAGCUAGCAGACAACUCAAAGAAGUAGAACAGUGGCCGAAAAUGUUUGCAAUUUGGGAAACAAUGAGGUCUGGGUGGUCCUUACCCUCAAAGCAGAGGACAAGAUCAACAAUCAUAUAACAGGGAUGAUAAAUGCCAUGUUAAUGUCAUUGUUAUUGUUUAUAAAGCGCUGCCCGGCGCAUAUGUUGUAUGUCACAACAUACAGUGACACAGUUGUGUUAAACGUCACACCAGUAAUGCCUCUUUUGCUUAGGAUAGGAUGGAUGGCACGGGUGUGACAUUUUGACAAUGUCUUAUGCGUGCAACCCACCACGGGAGAUUUAAAAAGCAGCUAGCAACAGUUAGCAGCUAACUCAAAAAAAAAGAACAGUGGCCAAAAAUGUCUGCAAAUUGGGAAUAAAAUGAGAUUUGCCCUCCAAUCAGAGGAUGAAAUCAGCUGCCAUAAAACAGGGAUGGUAAAUGAUUGUUAUUGCCAUGUCAAUGUCAUUGUUAUUGUUUAGAAAGCACUGCUGAUGCACGUGUUAUAUGUCACACUCCAUGAUGCUGAUAUGCUGUCUAAAAUCAUACACUAGAUGAUGCUGCCGUUGUUUGGUUCUGUAUAAAAAUGGCAUAAAUAAGGGGCUUCGUGGCAGCCCUAUAGUACAAUCUCUGCGUUAAAAGGGCUACUGCGUGUUCAAGGCGAGAAUUUCCUGCUGGGGGACAGAGUUGUUUUGCCUUUAAGCUGGCAUCAGAGGUAGUAACAGUGCCAAAACGACAGCUGUAUAUAAGGGACAGCCAGCAGGAUGGGUUCAUGGAUGGCACGGGUGUGACGUUUUGAUGAUGUCUUAUUUGUGCAACCCACCAGCUACCAGCAGUUAGCAGCUAACUCAAAGAAGAAGAACAGCUGCCAAAAAUGUCUGCUAAAAUAAGGAGAUUCAGGCGCCCCUUACCCUCUGAGCAGAGGACCAGAUUAGCCACCAUAUAACAGGAAUGGUAGAUGAUUGUUUUUGACUUGUUAUGCUAUUGUUAUCAGCGGCUCUAUAGCGUGAUCCAUUAUGUUAAAUGGGCUCAUGACUUCUGCUAUCACCAUUUCUUUUCCUUCCCACCCACUAACAAACAUAUACAUCACAGCUAUCAUCUCCCUCUAACAAGGCAUUCUGCGCUGACAGUUAAAGUAUACAUCCACACCAAAGUGUACAUUAUACGUUGCUCUUGUCAGCCUUUAUGGCUCCUGCAGCUUUUUCUCUGCUGAAUUUAUGGCACAGGAAUGUUGCUCCUCACCGAUGGCUGCUGGUACAUCUUCCAUAUUCUUUUCCCAUCCGCUCUUCCCUCCACUGUGGCUUCUCACUAAAAUAAACCUAAAUGGAGCCUUAAGGCAAUGUUUACCUCCCAGAGGCUGUGUGCUGUGACUUACUGGUCUGUACUUAGUGGUUCUGGGAUGUGUGAAGGGGACAAUCAGUGGUCAGCGUCCUGAAAAAAAUCAAUCAGCGGGUAACAUCAAGAGUUUUGACCCUCAAUCAUAUUCUGGUGGAUUUCUUAUGUAAUAUAUAUGCAACAAUUCAUAGGUGUGGAGUCUGAAGAGGGUGCAAGGGACAAGUCCCCUUCAAUCUUUAGAACAUGUAGAACAUUUUGUCCCCCUGAUAAAAAUAUGAAAGCAGCAGAGGACUUUUUUGGACAUAUAUAAAGAGGUUUACACCAUAAAUUGAUGCAGAAAAAGCACAAAUUGAUGCAUAAAAGAAUGAACCAGACAGCAGAAUUUUAAAGUGUUUGAUGCUCAAACUUUUCUGGCGAAGGACCCCUGAAACCCCCCGUUUCAUAUGUCCUCUCCAAAGUUGAAAUGAAGCCUACACCCUUGCAACUAUUAAAUGCUGCACAUCAAAAUAUUCUCUUCCUUUUCUUCUGUGUUGGAACAAUUAUUUAAAUCAGCUGCUACAGAAAAGCAGAUUUUUGUUUUUGAUCAUUUCUCUAACUAAAACCCACGGGUGCUAAUGAGAGGACUCGACAUAAAACUAUAACAUCAGUAGUCCCACAGCCCCGAGGGUCUUAAGUGGAAAAACCCCUGUUCCAAAUCCAAGCUUAUAUUCAGCGUUAAAAAAAGAAGUCAACAUUUUGUGGCUGAAACCUGACACUUUAUGGGCUGUGGUGUUGGUGAGCAAAGAGGGUGAGGAGAUAGAAAGCUGGGCGUCAGUGCCUACCUUCACUACUGAGGUGCACAUCCCUCUGGACUGCUGGUCGACCAGCUGGGAAUUCACUUCAAGAAGGUAAGACGAAUCUGAUGAUGAUAUUAGCUGUUUAAUAUCUGUUGCCUUGGCACAUUAAAUGUACGUGUGAAACAUUAGCGAAGACAUCCAAGGAUAUCAAGAAAUGUGGAUACUGUUUGAUAAACAUGUAUUACUGCACUCAUCAUUCAUAAUAAAUAUAAUAGUUGCAUUUAUUUUUUGUUAUUUAGCUUCUAUCCUCAUCAGUAGUUCUGCAGUAUCUCCUGGUGAAAAUGAACAUCCUACAAGUUCUGGGUCUCCUGCAGCUACUGGCUGUACCUGCCUUCACUCUGACACGUCCGACCGCUGACUACUGGGGAGAGUUUGGCGCCUAUGGGCCCUGCAGCCGCACCUGUGGCACAGGAGUGGCUAUGAGAACCAGGAAAUGUAUCACCUCCAGGACAGACGGAGGACAUAACUGCUUAGGGUCUUCCAAGUCCUUCCGUAUCUGUAACACACAGGAAUGUCCGGCUGGAUCCAGAGACUUCAGGGAGGAGCAGUGCUCCCAGUUUGACAGAGCAGACUUCCAGAGCAAACGCCAGACAUGGGUGCCUUAUUAUGGAGCAACCAAUCCAUGUGAGCUGACCUGUGUCCCAAGAGGAGAGAACUUCUUCUACAGACACAGACCUGCAGUGGUGGAUGGGACAAAGUGCUACGUGGGCCGCACUGAUAUCUGUGUGGAUGGUGUCUGCAGGAUACUGACCCAGGGAGACUUUAUGGGCCUGGAUGAAGACACUAAUUCCGUACACGCCGCUGCCUCUGUUGCUGUAGCUCCCCACCCAAGAGAGACACUCACAUAUGUCUACAAGACUGGUGUCUUUGGCCAGUGCUCUGCCGCCUGCAAUGGAGGCAUGCAGUACCGCACCGUGCAGUGUUGGGUUCAGGACCCAGCGAACCCCCGUGUGGUGGAAGAGACUUACUGCAUCACCCAGCGCCUGCAGAGGCCACAGAGCCAGCAGGCCUGCAACAUGCAUGCGUGUGCUGGUUCUGCUGGUGCUACUAUUUCUUCUGCUCCUGCUGCUGAGUACAGCGUCUCCAGCUUCAGUGUGUGCUCUGUGACUUGUGGGGAAGGCCAGCAGACGAGGGAGGUGACCUGCGUGGGUGCGAGAGGUGAACGCCUGCCUGAGCGUGCCUGCAGUGGACUGGCAAGACCCGCCUCUGUCCAGACCUGCCGACGACCUGCCUGCCACACAUACAUCACCUGGCAUGUGACUGACUACGGACUGUGCACUAGGAGCUGCGGUGGUGGUGUGAGGGAGAGGAGAGUGGGCUGCUUCGACACCGAUCUGAACCCUUACCCAGAGGACCAGUGUGGCCCAGCUAGCAAACCCGUCUCUGUGGAGACAUGCAACGCUCAGCCAUGCCCCAGGGCACAAUUGGUCCCAAGUGUGCAGGACCCCAGGGCACAUGAAAACAUCAUAAGAGGAUUUGUACCUCAUGUUCCAGCAGACCCUUCAGCUUCCAGGCCACAAACAAACAUUGUAUAUGAUCCCUAUCCUGCUGCGGUCGGUCCUCACUGCACACAGUCAUACUAUGGCUGCUGUCCUGACGGCUACACCUCCGCCACGGGGCCCGGGAACGAGGGCUGCUACCAGAAUGACUGUGUUCGCACCAGGUUUGGCUGUUGUCUGGAUGGGGUGACUCCAGCUCAAGGAUUUGGAAGGAUUGGAUGUCCUGAGUUCCUGACAACUGUGCAAAACCCACCACCUCCAGCCCCUCCAUCCACCGGUAACGUAUGCUCCUUGCCUCGUGACGAAGGCCCCUGUGAUACCUGGAAGGUCCGCUUCUACUACGACUCAGGCACGAGCAAAUGUACUGAGUUCUGGUAUGGAAGCUGCCACGGCAAUGCUAAUAACUUCAUGACCCUGGAGGCAUGCCAGAGAGAGUGUGGGGGUGCGGUGAGGGAGACCUCACCUGCACCUCGCAGAGGGACCCCAAGGAGAGGGUCAUCCAGCAGUGCUUCAAGGGCGAGGGCAUAACCAUGCUCCCCAUUAAUACCUCCAAAUCAGUGCUGUCUCUGUGAAGCUAGCCACACAUUGUACACGUAGUAUUUACAUACAGUAUAUAAAGUCACACACAGACGUGUAUUGUAAAACUUACCACACCCUACCUUUCAGUUAAACAUUAGAGUCUACAUCAUCUCGGUAGUCUCACGCUAUAACUUACAUGAUUUCAGAUUAUGGUUCUGAUUGUUACCUUUUAAAUCUUUGGUAUUUUGUUUGUGAUGCUCACUAUAUUCACUUAUAUAGUUUGCCGUUUAGAUCAGGACUAUAAUAAAAUGAUGUCAAUGUGAUUACCCAUGUGAAAUAAUACACCUGAUCAAUAAA
This is a messenger RNA of Epinephelus moara (kelp grouper), 5854 nucleotides long. RefSeq names its product papilin b, proteoglycan-like sulfated glycoprotein (gene paplnb). The coding region runs from base 3761 to 5506 and encodes 581 amino acids. Gene Ontology annotation, biological process: extracellular matrix organization. Gene Ontology annotation, cellular component: extracellular matrix. Lineage: Eukaryota; Metazoa; Chordata; Actinopteri; Perciformes; Serranidae. The transcript has 13 exons. The record is from RefSeq and is a predicted model, not a curated record. Gene Ontology annotation, molecular function: metalloendopeptidase activity; serine-type endopeptidase inhibitor activity.